This is a messenger RNA of Pipistrellus nathusii (Nathusius's pipistrelle), 320 nucleotides long. The record is from the annotation of a GenBank genome assembly. NCBI's taxonomy places the organism in Eukaryota, Metazoa, Chordata, Mammalia, Chiroptera, Vespertilionidae.
AUGAAGCUGGUGAUAGUGCUCAUGCUGACCGCCCUCCCCCUUUUCUGCUAUGCCGGUUCUGGCUGCUCAGACCUAGAGUAUGUGAUUGAAAAGACCCUUGAUCCCCAAGAGUCCAUGACUCAAUUCAUCCAAGACCUUGAGGAGUACAUCCCGGGUGAAAUUACUAAGAUGGCCCUCAUGAAGUUUAAGCAGUGCUUUCUCAAUCAGAACAACCAAACCCUGAGCAACAUUGGCGAGCUGGUGGUAAUGGUGGCUUCUCCUUCCCACUCUGGCCGGGAAUCAGUGGGCUCUCAGUUCUCUACAAACUACUUUUUUCUUAG